UUAUUUUUGCUUACAGGAGUAUUAAAAAUACAGUUGUCUGAUGAUUAUCUUUCACAGUAAUAACGUACAUUAUAUUCCGCGUCUCCAAAUCUUUUGUUUCUCAAAUUGUCCUUGUUCAUUUCAACUUAAUUAUUUUCAUUGUUGGAAAGUUUCGAUUGAUCAAUAUUUAUUUUCAUAACUACUUUCCAUUCGUUUUCGUUUGGGUUCUCUAAAAACAAGUUUCUAAAGUGGUAAAAAAGGAAAUUGUACGGGAUAUUCUAUUACCAUUAAUAAAUUUCCUCAUAUAACCCCCAAAAUAAUAUUCAUGCAAUCACGCCAUAAUUUCAGAAAUGAUUCGUUACUCUCCAAAUAUAUAUUCAUCCUCCAUUUCAUAACUCUCUCUUUUUCCUCCUCUUUUCAUCAUCAUCAAGAAAAACCACAACACACAUGGCCGACAAUAACACUCAACCAUGGCCAAGAAACAAAAACAUACGUCCAUCGGUUGAUAGCAACGACACCAUCCAACGAUCUCCGAGAAGCUCUGGUGGAUUCACAACGGACAAAGACAUAGGCAGCCGCAGACCACCAAGGCAUCACCAAUCUGUAGACAGUGUCGAUAGCACUUCGAGCCUAUACUCUAUCGACUCUCGAAGAUCAAAGCCACCACCACCAGGGACUUACCACGUUCAACUCCCCAAAGAGCAAAUCUACCGUGUCCCCCCGCCGGAGAACGCUCACCGCUACGAGUACCUCUCUCGCCAGAAACACAACCGAUCAGCUUGCCGCCGAUGCUGCUGUUACUCCUUCGCUACGCUGCUCGUUCUCCUCUUGCUCGCAGCACUCGUCGUGGGGGUCUUUUUUCUAGUUUGCCGGCCGCAUAAGCCGCGGUUCUCCGUGAGCGGAGUCUCCGUCGCCGGGAUCAAUCUGACGUCGCCGUCUCCGAUCUCUCCGGUGUUCAAUAUCAAGGUGAGGUGUAAGAACGUUAACGGUAAACUCGGUUUGAUCUACGAGAAAGGAAGCGCGGUUGAGAUUUUCCACGAGGGGAUCAAGCUAGGUGACGGCGAGUUCGCGGCGUUUGAGCAGCCGGCUGAAAAUGUUACGAUGACGGUGACGAAGUUAAGGGGGUCGAGGAUCCAGUUAAAGAGCUCGUCGCGCAAAGAUCUCGUUGAAUCGCAGAAGAGAAGAAAAGUGCUGUUUGACGUGAGAGUCAAGGCGCCGAUUAAGUUUAGGGUUGGUGUGGUUACCACGUGGACGAUGGGACUUACCGUGGACUGCAAGAUAACAGUGGAUAAACUGACGUCAUCAGCUACAGUGAUAACGGAAGAUUGUGUUACGCAAGACAUAAGCCUGCUGUGAUGUUGUUUCAGACUUUGGUUCGGUUCGAUUUAUUAUCAUUGUUAUAUUUUUUUUUAGUUUGUUUGAUUCAUUAUUGUGUUUCUGAAUAAGAUUGAAAUUUGAUUUGUUGGAAAUGAAAACGUUUUUUUUUUUGAAUAAUUUCGUCAAACGUAUCAGAAACCUAUCAAAAUAAUUCUUUUAUUUGCUUGUGAAGCCCAUAAUUGUUAGCAGAAACAACAUAUGCAAACACAAACUCUAUAAGUUAACAUGACACAAAUCUACAGAAAGUACUAUCUAAAUAAGUAAAUAAUAAUCUUAAGUUGAAACAAACAUCUCUUAUUGUAUCUACAGAGACUAAAAUCAACUCUCUUUUUGUGUUGUUAUACAAAAUUGAGUAAUUAGAAAAUAAAAUCACCAAGAAUCACAAUCCAUAUUAUUUAGCCGUAAUCUUAGCAAACAAGUCCUUACCUCACUGCAACCACUGCCCAGCUUCUUUCUUUCGUUUAACGCUUGUCUAAUUUGAAUGUUUUUUUUUUCUUUUUAAUUUAUUUUUUACGUAUGUGAACGCUGAUCUCUAAUUGACUUCUUCCUCACCACAUUUAGUUUACAUAGACAAAAUAUGAAAUUCGAGAACACCUUUAAUAAUUUCUUCAACG
Brassica rapa (field mustard) is the source of this 1970-nucleotide messenger RNA. RefSeq names its product NDR1/HIN1-like protein 13. Lineage: Eukaryota; Viridiplantae; Streptophyta; Magnoliopsida; Brassicales; Brassicaceae. The record is from RefSeq and is a predicted model, not a curated record. Gene Ontology annotation, biological process: defense response to other organism. Gene Ontology annotation, cellular component: plasma membrane.